UGGCUGCCGGGUCGGUCGGCGUCGGGCUGGGGCGGGGCGCGGCGACCGGGGCGACUGCGGUGGCCCCGGCCCGGCCCGGCUCGGCCCGCCCGCUCAGUCGGUGUCAGACAGUGGAGGUGGUAGCGCGUGCCGGUCCGAGCCUCCACUGCGCAGUCGCCGGGAGCAGACCGGCAGGUCACCAUGUCCAGUUCACCGGUACCCAACGAGAUAUCGGCGCCCUACGAGGUGCCCCACUAUCCGAUCGAACAGAUCGAGACCAAGCUAGCGCAGCAGAAACACAUCAGCCAGAGCUAUGGAAAAGGCGACGGGGACCGUCGCAGCGAGAAACCCCCGGCUGAGGAGGCGGACGCGGCCUCGGUCGAGAUCGACGACUACGACUAUGUGCCGCACUUCCAGCGGGUCUCCAUUUCUGGGGAGGACACCAGCGGGGUGCCGGCGGAGGACCUGCGGAAGGCCUCUCAGGAGCUGGUGCGAGCUCUGGGGAUCCGCGAACGCUACAUGACCCAGUCGCACCAGAGCUUUCCUGACACGGCCGCGCGCUUCCUGUGCAGCGGCACCUCCUCGUCCACAGUGCGGCACGGAGUGAGGACGCACAUUCACGAGCACCCGGUGCACGCGCCAUCCACGGACAACCCGUGGGAGGUGGAAUGGCUGCCGCCGCUCGACUGCACGUGCCAGAUGGUGGGCGGCGUGUACCAGGUGAAGGCGGCAGACGGCACGGUGCGCGACUACGCCUACCCGGGCAAGGAGCAGUUCCUUGUGGACUUCAACUACCUGUGCGCCAUCAUCGCCGACGGACCGCUAAAGUCAUUCUGCUACCGGCGUCUGACAUACCUGUCGUCAAAGUUCCAGCUGCACGUGCUACUGAACGAGCUGCGGGAGCUGGCCGCUCAGAAGUCCGUUCACCACAGGGACUUCUAUAACGUCCGCAAGGUGGACACACACAUUCACGCAGCGAGCAGCAUGAACCAGAAGCACCUGCUGCGCUUUAUCAAAAAGAUGAUGAAGACGAACAGCGAGGAGAUCGUCUGCCUCAACAAGGAGGGCAAGCAGAUGACGCUGCGGGACGUCUUCACAGAGAUGAACCUCACGCCGUACGACCUCAACGUCGACAUGCUGGACGUGCAUGCGGAUCGCAACACGUUCCAUCGGUUCGACAAGUUCAACGCCAAGUAUAACCCGGUGGGCGAGAGCAGCCUGCGAGAGGUGUUCCUCAAGACGGACAACUACAUGAAAGGACGCUACUUCGCCAACAUCAUCAAAGAGGUAUGCGCUGACCUGGAGGAGAGCAAGUACCAGUCGGCCGAGCCGCGACUCUCCAUCUACGGCCGCUCUCCCGGCGAGUGGGACAAGCUGGCCAAGUGGGCCGUCGACAACAACGUCUACUCGGACAACGUCCGGUGGCUGGUGCAGACCCCGCGGCUCUACGACAUCUACCGUUCCAACAACCUGGUGAAGAACUUCGGGGAGAUCAUCAGCAACAUGUUCAAACCGCUGUUCGAGGUGUCGCUGGCGCCGGCCUCGCAUCCGGAGCUGCACAAGUUCCUCCAACACCUGGUCGGCUUCGACUCUGUGGAUGACGAGAGCAAGCCGGACAACCUGCUGUUCGACAUGGACUCUCCGCCGCCGGAGGAGUGGACGGGCAGCGAGAACCCGCCCUACGUCUACUACGUCUACUACACCUACGCCAACAUGGCCGUGCUGAACGCGCUCAGAGAGGAGCGUGGCCUGAACACGUUCGUGUUCCGGCCCCACUGCGGCGAGGCCGGGCCUGUGAACCACCUGGUCUCCACCUUCAUGAUGGCGCAGUCCAUCAACCACGGCCUCGGACUCAGAAAGGUACCAGUGCUGCAGUACCUGUACUACCUGGCCCAGAUCGGCCUGGCCAUGUCGCCACUCAGCAACAACUCGCUGUUCCUGAACUACCCGCGUAACCCGCUACCCGAGUACCUGGCGCGCGGUCUGAACGUGUGCCUGUCCACCGAUGACCCGCUGCAGUUUCACUUCACCAAGGAGCCGCUCAUGGAGGAGUACAGCAUCGCCGCCCAGGUGUGGAAGCUGAGCUCGACCGACAUGUCCGAGCUGUGCCGCAACUCGGUGCUCCAGUCGGGCUUCCCGCACGAGACCAAGCAGCACUGGCUGGGGCCCAACUACACGCGCGAGGGCGUGGCCGGUAACGACGUGACGCGAACCAACCUGCCCGACAUCCGGGUGUCGUACCGGUACGAGACGCUGCUGGAGGAGCUGUCCACCAUCUUCCAGGGCGUGACGCCCGACCCGGUGGAUGAGGUGCAGCGCUACGUGCAGCGCCGCGGCGAGUCGUCGGAGCCGGUGGCUCGCUGAGCGACAGUGGCGACACUGGCGGAGGGCCGGGUGACGCUGGGCGGACCGCUGAACGACCCCGGAGACCCCCAAUCUUUGCUGAGCGACACGUGCGACCGCGGCGGACCGCUGAUCGAGCUCGGUAUCUGCCCUACGACAUCCAGCGUCUGCUGAGCUAUCCCCAAUGUCUGCUGGUCGACCUCCAACGUCCGCUGAGCGGCCCCUUCGGCAGGCUGAGCGACCCCCUGUGGCAACUGGCAGGCUGAGCAACCCCGGAUCACGGUGGUGAAGAUGGCGCCCGGUACUAACUGUCUGGUCUAGAGAUUCGACGGCAUUCGACUCAGCGAACUGAGGUUUCCGUCAUUCGCAUGUGUUGUAGUCCUUGUUCUCCUUACUUUGCCAGGUAUAAUCAUGCGUCUAGAGAUGUAUUGACGGUGCUUGCCUCGCUGUUUUGUGCAGAUUGUUUCCAGUCUUACAAUGAUGAUGACGCAUCAGUGAUGUGUCAUGACUUCCUCGCCCUUUCAAUAUUACUUUUUCUGGGAUGGCUGUCGGGUACCUGCAGGUUCAUUUUUAUAUGGUAAUCAUUACGUGGUAUUAUUUAGAUAUAGUUUAGCGGAUGGAGCUUUGCAUCAAGUGAAUGAAUCAGGAAUGUGUUUCAACCGGCUGACUUGGGAGGUAUGGAAGCAUGAAAAUGACCAGACAACAGCAGAUAUUCUCUUAUGGAUAGAUGUGGCACUCAUUCCUGAACAAAUAUAACUUCCAUGAAACCUGCGAAGAGUUGAAUAAUAAUUAUUGAAAAGGAUUUAAAGUACCAUCGUGUUUAAUAGAUUUUUGCCUAGAAGAACUAGUAUAACUAAUAUUUUCUGCGGUAGAUUCGGACGAUCUUGACAAUAGGUUUGGAUACGCGUCAGUGUGAAGCCAUAAGCGAAGUUCGAACGGUUCGAACCACGUUUUACACAUGCUGAUGAUUCGGUUUUUCAACAAUUGUCGACACUUGUCAAAAUCUUCCUUUACAACACGUAUACCCGAAUCAGAGAAGCUGCCCCAAAAGCUAAUGAAUGGGAAUGUGUCUGUGCGAUGUGUUUUAUUUGUCUAGUUGUAUGUGGGCGUUGUACUAUAUUUUACUCGUAAAAUACUUUUUUACAUGGUAUGUUGACUUCUAUGUGACACCACGAACUCGGACUGAACCAUUACGUUCUGCGCCCAUUUCUUUGACUUGAUUAGAUUAAAAGUUAUCCUAGUCUUGAUCACAAGGGCAUGCGUCCAGCGACGAUUAUUAUUGUAUUCAAUCACUGACGCAGCGCGGCAAUGACCGUUUUAGAGAGGAGAGGGGCGGUCGCUUCCCGCGCGCUAUUACUCAAAAUAAAUGGCAAGCAAUCUAUAA
Amphibalanus amphitrite is the source of this 3706-nucleotide messenger RNA. RefSeq names its product AMP deaminase 2-like. Gene Ontology annotation, biological process: IMP salvage; AMP metabolic process. NCBI's taxonomy places the organism in Eukaryota, Metazoa, Arthropoda, Thecostraca, Balanomorpha, Balanidae. The transcript is spliced from 14 exons. Gene Ontology annotation, cellular component: cytosol. Gene Ontology annotation, molecular function: AMP deaminase activity. The record is from RefSeq and is a predicted model, not a curated record. Bases 181 to 2343 code for a protein of 720 amino acids.